Choloepus didactylus (southern two-toed sloth) is the source of this 1173-nucleotide messenger RNA. RefSeq names its product olfactory receptor 10A5-like. NCBI's taxonomy places the organism in Eukaryota, Metazoa, Chordata, Mammalia, Pilosa, Megalonychidae. The coding region runs from base 220 to 1173 and encodes 317 amino acids. The transcript has 2 exons. Gene Ontology annotation, molecular function: olfactory receptor activity; G protein-coupled receptor activity. The record is from RefSeq and is a predicted model, not a curated record. Gene Ontology annotation, biological process: G protein-coupled receptor signaling pathway. Gene Ontology annotation, cellular component: membrane.
GAGCCAGUAUGUGCUGUAUGAUGAAGACUGGGUAACCGAGCCCUGUUUUCUAACAAGUUUUGUUUUGUGGUUAACGGGCAUGCUGAUAAACAUCCAUUCGGACCAUAUCAGAAAACCAGACACUAAGAAGAUAUCUGAACAACAAAUUCACAAUCUGACUCUCCCAAUCAAGAAUCUCUCUCCAGGUCUACAUGGAGCAGGGGAUUUGUGCAUAUACCUAUGGCUGGAGGAAACUGGACAAACGUAAGUGAGUUUAUCCUCAUGAGCUUCUCUUCCCUACCUACUGAAAUACAGUCCUUACUCUUCCUGACAUUCCUGAUCAUUUACCUCAUCACUCUGAUGGGAAACAGCCUCAUCGUUCUGGUUACAUUGGCUGACCCCAUGCUGCAGAGUCCCAUGUACUUCUUCCUCAGGAACUUGUCCUUCUUAGAGAUUGGCUUCAACCUAGUCAUUGUGCCCAAGAUGCUGGUGACCCUGCUUGCCCGGGAAACAACCAUCACUUUCCUUGGAUGUGCUACUCAGAUGUAUUUCUUCUUCUUCUUUGGGGUUGAUGAAUGCUUCCUCCUGGCCACCAUGGCAUAUGACCGCUUUGUAGCCAUCUGUAAUCCCUUGCAUUACCCAGUUAUCAUGAACCAAAGGACCUGUGCCAAACUAGUUGCAACCUGCUGGUUUCCAGGUGCUCCAGUAGCUACCGUGCAGGCUGCAUGGCUCUUCAGCUUCCCAUUUUGUAGAACUAACAGAGUGAACCACUUCUUUUGUGACAGCCCCCCUGUGCUGAAGCUGGUCUGUGCAGACACAGCACUGUUUGAGAUCUACGCCAUCAUCGGAACUAUUCUGUUUGUCAUGAUACCCUGCUUGUUGAUCCUAUGUUCCUACACUUGCAUUGCUGCUGCCAUCCUCAAGAUUCCCUCAGCUAAAGGGAAGCAAAAAGCUUUCUCUACGUGCUCUUCCCACCUCCUUGUUGUCUCCCUUUUCUAUGUAUCUUUAAGCCUCACAUACUUCCGGCCUAAAUCCAAUAAUUCUCCUGAGAGCAAGAAGCUUCUUUCACUGUCCUACACUGUUGUGACUCCCAUGUUGAACCCCAUCAUCUACAGCCUGAGAAAUAAUGAGGUGAAGAAUGCUCUCUGCCGGAUCUUCCAUAAAACUCUAGGCACCAGAAAUUGUAUCCUAUAG